GUGAAUUAAGUGUCGUGUUUUGCACAAAGACCCAUCUGGUACUGGCCGACAACCCGUUGCAAUUUUCCGAUAUGUGUGAAGCGACGCUGAAUAAUUCAUAAGAUGUGAGCAUAAGUAAGAGUUAUUUAACUGCUUAGUGAAACACCACGUGAAUGACUUGGUCGCUGACUUAGCUCAUUACUAAUCGCAUACUCAGGGCUCAUUAAACGUGUAGCAACCGUAGCAAAUCAAUUUUUAUCUUACCAGUAAAACGUCUUACAUAAAAUACACCUACAUGUCAUUGUUUCCACUUUUCCAAUUAACUUUUUGAUAAAGCCAGUCUAUGAAAUAUCUUUAGUAUGCCUAUUUCUUUCGCAAAAUGGAUUUUCCACGUACACUGUUAUAUAUACUUGCUAGCUUAGUGUGCGCAAAUCUAGGAAUUGCUAAGGUAGCUCAAGAAGAAGUGACUCGAAUCUUGAAUGGCAUUGAAAGCCUGCCGCAUUCGCACCCAUACCAGGUGUACAUCAACAUAACUGGAAAGUCCGGACAGGUUGAGUGGUACUGCGGUGGCACUCUUAUCCAUCCCCUUUGGGUACUAACCGCCGCACAUUGUCUCUUGGACGGUGCUGUCAAAGUGGAUUUAUUACUUGGAGCUCAUAGGAUUGAUGUUCAUGAAAGCAGCCACUUGUUUCUUUCAUCGAACCAGUUGUACCCAUUUCCAUCUGGAGAAGAAGAUAUAAGAGUGCAUGAUAUUGGACUUAUAAGGCUACCACGUCCUGCUCCAAGAACCGACGAGAUCGAUGUAAUUAAAUUGGCCUCAAAGAAUUUUGAAGCAUCUGCGACUAGUGGAAAAGACCUUUUGAUAAUAGGUUGGGGAGUGGUAACUGGGCACCGAGAAGAGGUCAUGUCGUCACCAAAGCUCAUGCAGGGGCUUACUCAUGUGAUCGCUAACUCCCAGUGCGUCGAGUCCUUUCCAUACAUAGGGGAAACCGACUUUUGCAUCUCAGGCAGACGUCGAGACAAGUCCUGCAUGGGCGACUCAGGAGGGCCGGUAUUACUCAAUGGGGAACAAGUAGGUAUAAUCUCGUAUGGACACUCUUACUGCGAUAUAGGAAUGCCCGCGGUAUGUGUCAACGUAGCCAAAUACCUGACCUGGAUAACGUCUGUGACAGGUGUAGAUUUUAACCAAGGCUGAACGACAGAAGGAAGAGCACCAACUCAUGUAUAUGUACCUAACUAUACAUAACUAUGGGAAAUAAACAAUGGUGGGCCAUAUCUAGUAAACAAUUGUAGUUUAAUUGUACGUACGUGUCAAAGAAGAGGUCGCACCCCCAUUUGUGACUCUCCUGGUACAUUUUGGGAAAAAGCCAUACAAUACAGGGUGAUUCAAAAAUAAGAUAUUGCGUUAUAUUUUAGAUUUUUAAAUGAAAAUCCUCCUUUUUCAAAUUUUUAGAUUCUCCAUCAAGUUUUGAGUAACUUUUGUUGCUUAAAGUGUAUACCUACCUUCAAUCUUUGUGAAGCUAUUUGAGUUUAUAAUAAAAUUCUAGAAAUUGUGAUAAGCAAUUACGAGUAUAUCGUAAAUAUUAAUAUCAAUACAGUUUCCAUAGUAACAAGUCGUUAAAAUUAAAUACAAGUCUCCGAUUAUUUAAAAACCAAAAACAA
Messenger RNA from Acanthoscelides obtectus, 1641 nucleotides. Lineage: Eukaryota; Metazoa; Arthropoda; Insecta; Coleoptera; Chrysomelidae. The record is from the annotation of a GenBank genome assembly.